GAUUCGAAGAAAGUGACCUUGUUCGGUUUAAGUGCUGGCGGUGCAAGCGUGCAUUAUCAUUACUUAUCGCAACUGAGCGCAGGGCUCUUCCAAGGUGGCAUAUCGUUUAGUGGUACAACGUUUAAUUGUUGGACGCAAACUGAAAACUCUUUAGAGAAGGCCAAGAAAUUGAGUGCUUUGAUGGGAUGUCCUACAACUUCUUCCAGAGAGAUGAUACGUUGCUUGAGAUAUCGUCCAGCUCGCGCGAUGGUUCAAGCUACAAGUGAAUUUAUGACGUUCUUCUAUACACCCUUUACUCCUUAUGGUCCGGUAGUUGAAAGGUUUGGUGACGAAGCACCUUUCAUCGAUAGAACACCCAUUGAAAUCGUAAGUAGCGGAGAUGUACAGGAUGUACCUUGGGUUACGGGAGUAACGAGCGAAGAGGGCCUCUAUCCUGUAGCUG
This is a messenger RNA of Wasmannia auropunctata (little fire ant), 442 nucleotides long. RefSeq names its product venom carboxylesterase-6-like. Lineage: Eukaryota; Metazoa; Arthropoda; Insecta; Hymenoptera; Formicidae. The record is from RefSeq and is a predicted model, not a curated record. The transcript has 3 exons. The annotation marks the transcript as partial.